AUGGUUUAUGGCAUUCAAAAUCCCUUUACUGGUCAAUUUUGCAAACCGCCAACAGGAUCCCAUUGGCGGUUUGCAAAAUCACGAAUGAAAGGAUUUUUAGAGGGAUGGGGUUCGGAGUAUGAGGAAACAGAUAUUAAAGACGGAAAAUCACCAGCAUUAUUGAUUAAAGGUUUCUCAAUUACUAAUCUUGAAAAUCCACUCCAAGACCCAGCAAUUCAAAAGUCGUCCAAAAAAGCCUAUGAGAUUCUAGAAAAAGGUCCUUGGCCUAAAAUAAUAUUUUCUCAUGGAGGCAAGGGCAAGCCGCAACAAAAAAGAUAUUUAUCCGACAUGAAAGAAGGACAUAUCCCAAUAACUUACUGGGGAAAAGACAGCGAAAUAAGCCAAUCGGUAGGCCGAGGACACGGGUUUGAAACUGCUAAACCCCUUAAACUUUUCCAAAAAAUUAUCCAGUUAUGGUGUCCGCCAAAUGGCUUAGUUUUUGACCCCUUUGGCGGUAGUGGAACCACCGGCCAUGCUGUUUUACAACUAAAUAAGGAAACCGGAGCCAAUAGAACCGACCAAAAAGAACAUGAGCCACUAGGAGGAGGGUUUAAAUUUACUGCCCUGGAUAAGCAAAUUAAUACUCAAGCCAUUUUACAAAUGGAGCGAGCCGAAUUAAUUGACACUAUUAUCGCUAGUCGAAUUGAUAAAUAUCAACAAAAAUAUCAAGGUUUACAAUUAUUAAAAAAUGAAAAUUGUCGUUAUCUAAUUGCUAAAAACAGCCAGCAGGAAGGAUUUUUCCUGAUUUGGGAUGGACCGAAUAAAAAUGUUAAUUUCACCAAAGAAGUUUAUCAGGAAGUAGUUCAAGAAGCCCAAAAACAUAAUUUAAAAACUCCUUAUCAUGUUUAUGCUCGCCUAUAUUUAUGCCAAGUGGAUACCAAAUUACAGCAAGAAGUUGGAAAGGGAAAAAUUAGUAAAUUUGUUAAAGAGACGGUAGAGGAAAAACUAAAUGAAAAUGAGGAUAAGUUAGUUCAGGAAUACCGCGAAUAUAGUAAAGGACGAGAAUUAAAAGAAAUCCACCUUUGCUUAGUUAUUUCAAAUGACAGACAAAACAGCGCUAGCCCUUUAAUAACUACUAUCCCCAUUACUUCUUUAAAAGAAGGUGACAAGGUGUUUUCUUUUCAAGUUUUUAUUAAACUCAAAAAGGACAGCGUGAUAUUAGUCGACCAAAUUCAGACUAUUGACCGCGAUAAGUUUAAGGAUAAAAUUACCGAAGCACAGGAAAAAUUAUUGGAGGAAUUUCAAGAAAAAGCCGCUUUAAAGAUAGUUGAGAAAUACGAAAAUUAUCUCCGCCAGCCUAUUAUUAUCAAAAAAGGAGAAGAGGAAACUCCGGUUCCUUUUAUUCAAAUUCUUGACGCUUUAACUGGCUCGGGAAAAACGUGCCAAGUGAUUAUGUUAGCCGAAUUUCAAGCAAAUUGCUUACUAGAAAAUGAACCAUUAGUCCUUUUUGCUACGGUGGGAACUUUUAAUCAAAAAGACAAAGAAGCCGGUAAUCGCCAAAUCUAUCAGUGUAAAUUAGACGAACAAAAUCAAAGCACUUGGGAAAGUUUAAAAAAUCGCGGUCAGCGGUCAAUUUUUAUUGUUUAUGAUGAGGGUCAUAAUUUAUCCGACCAACAAACUGAUUUAUUAUUGGAAUUGAAACCAGAAGUAUUUUUAAUGGCGAGUGCUACCAUAAAAUUUCCUCAAAAGUUAGCCGAACAAUUUAAUGAACUAAAAAAAGAAAGCGUGCCAACUAACGAAGUGGUAGAAGCCGGCUUAGUGAAAAAAGUAAUUCAGUUAGCCAGUUAUGAAAACCCUCGGGAAGAAACAAUUUCCUCAUUAAUAGAAGAUUUAAAAAAAAUUGAAAAACAACUCCACAAUAAUUUGCCGAACCAAAGACCCAAAGCCAUUUAUGUUUGCCGCACUAAUGUUUUAGAAUUUGACCCUUCUUUGCAAGAUAAUAUUCAGCAAAAUUUUACGGAAAGAAAAGCCCCACCGAUUUUAAUUUGA
Molecule: messenger RNA, 2028 nt
Organism: Ambispora leptoticha
Lineage: Eukaryota; Fungi; Glomeromycota; Glomeromycetes; Archaeosporales; Ambisporaceae
Source: the annotation of a GenBank genome assembly